ACAAUACGCCAAUACAUUGUCCCGAUUCGUACGGGUAAACGGACUACGAAUACGAGGUCGUCUCAAUUUGGAAAUGGGAUUGGGAGGAAAAUGGGGGACGAUAGCGGCGGUGGUGGGGAUAGCGGUGGCGGUGAGGGCUCUGAGCAAGCAGUAUGGGUGGGAGGUGGACAAGGACGCUGCUUUUGAUUGGUUUAAGCAAAUGUCUGAUCGGCUGGGAUGCUGGGCGAUCCCGGCCUAUAUUGGCCUACACACCGUCACACUUGCGCUUUGCCUGCCCUAUGCCGUCUUCUUCGAGGCCGGCGCCUCUUUCCUCUUCGGAUUCUUCCCUGCCGUCUUAUGCGUCUUUGCCGCCAAGCUCCUUGGCGCCUCCCUCUCUUUCUGGAUCGGCAGGCUUUUGUUCAAGAGUUCUAGCUCCGCUAUGAACUGGGCCCACAGCAACAAAUACUUUAAUGUGCUUUCUAGGGGAGUUGAGCGGGAUGGAUGGAGGUUCGUUCUUCUUGCCCGCUUCUCACCUAUACCCUCGUACAUUAUCAACUAUGCACUAGCGGCAACGAGAGUCAGGUUCCUUUUGGAUUUUCUUCUGCCUACGGCAGUUGGCUGCCUGCCUAUGAUCUUGCAGAACACGUCAAUUGGUAGUCUUGCCGGUGCUGCUAUGGCUUCUGCAUCUGGGUCACGAAAAUCUCAGGUCUGGUCUUAUAUCUUCCCGGUUCUUGGUAUCUUUUCCAGCAUCCUCAUUUCCUUGCGGGUUAAAAAGUACUCCAAGGAUAUCGCUGCUGAUGAAGGCAUUUCAAGCGAGGAUAAGGAUGAUGUUAAAUCUGUUCAGUCUAGUAAAACAACAGCUAGUAGAGAAGCAAGCAAAGUCACACAUAGAGGCAAGAGAUGAGCCUUUCACCCUUCCAAGUUUCCACAUUGCCAAUCAUUUUGUGUUUUAAUAUUUCAAAUUAGAUGAUUUCUGCAGACUAGUUAAAACCACUUCUUAUUUCAAGGAAAUUAGCAACCGAGACUAUCCUAUUUUCAUUUC
This is a messenger RNA of Ipomoea nil (Japanese morning glory), 1021 nucleotides long. RefSeq lists its product as uncharacterized. The coding region runs from base 74 to 883 and encodes 269 amino acids. The transcript has 2 exons. The record is from RefSeq and is a predicted model, not a curated record. Gene Ontology annotation, cellular component: membrane. Lineage: Eukaryota; Viridiplantae; Streptophyta; Magnoliopsida; Solanales; Convolvulaceae.